AUGGUUAGAAUACUUUGUUUUUCCGUUGUUUUUCUUCUGUUUACUAUUUGCUUGAUCACGAAGGUUUAUUCCCGAUACGAGUUUUCGAACGUAAAAUGUGAAUGUGCCGAUAAGAAGUUUUGCGAAGUGGAAUAUUGCUAUAUAAAAUCAAAGAACCGGACUUAUAAAUAUAUUUCUUUAAAAAUUAAACUGCACCGAAUUCCAUUGACAAAAAUUAAGACGAAUUUUGCCCUCUAUCAACGACUGAAUGGCUACAAACCUUUCCUCUACAAUGUGACUAUAGACGCAUGCAAAUUUUUAAAAUCUCCCACUUCCAAUCCCGUUGCCAGUUACUUUUAUAAUUUCUUUAAAGACGUUUCCAACUUAAAUCAUUCUUGCCCAUAUGAUCAUGACGUUUUGUUGGAUAAAUUGACUGCUGAGAGUAUUUUACACCGAGUCACAAAUAUUCUGCCUUUUCCGAAAGGAAACUACAUGUUUGAAAUGGAUUUCUAUAUGUAUAAUAUUAAACAAAUUGUAUUUCAAUUGUAUGCCUCAAUUUCGUGA
Molecule: messenger RNA, 543 nt
Organism: Drosophila takahashii
Lineage: Eukaryota; Metazoa; Arthropoda; Insecta; Diptera; Drosophilidae
Source: RefSeq, a predicted model, not a curated record